This is a messenger RNA of Pseudophryne corroboree (corroboree frog), 2739 nucleotides long. It is a transcript of the gene UBXN2A, whose product is annotated as UBX domain protein 2A. The record is from RefSeq and is a predicted model, not a curated record. Gene Ontology annotation, cellular component: nucleus; cytosol. Bases 126 to 887 code for a protein of 253 amino acids. Gene Ontology annotation, biological process: autophagosome assembly; membrane fusion; proteasome-mediated ubiquitin-dependent protein catabolic process. Gene Ontology annotation, molecular function: ubiquitin binding. The transcript has 7 exons. Lineage: Eukaryota; Metazoa; Chordata; Amphibia; Anura; Myobatrachidae.
GGUUUCCGGAUUUUAGGUGCGGAUGUCGGAAAGGACACUGCCCUGCCCUGCCGGGAGAGGGGCGGCUACGCUGCUGCUGACGGGCGCUGGGUGUCUGUCAUGGCGAUGGAUGAAGUUGUACAAAGAUGAGGGAGGCUGACACAUCUGACACAAUGAAGCCCCAAGACAGAGCUUCCAGGGCUGGGAGAAUGUCCAGUGAGAGGAAGAGAUGCGACUCCUUUGUGAACAGCCUGUUUGAAGAAGACGACGCUGGCGCUAACGCUUCUCCGGAAGAUGAUGAAAAUUGUGCAGAUGUUGUUAUCAAGAUGUGGAAAAACGGGUUUACAAUCAAUGACGGACAACUCAGGGACUACACCGAUGCUGCAAACCGUCAGUUCAUGGACUCUAUGAGGAAAGGGGAGCUCCCCUCAGAGUUGGAGAGGACGUUUGAGAAAGAAGAGGUGGCUGUGAACGUUGUAGACCGGAAAAGUGAAGAGUACUCGAUCAGAAAGAAACGCAUGGAUCCAUUCUCCGGGCAGGGUCACCGACUGGGAAGCGCUGCCCCAAAAAUAGUUACCAAAGCCUGGGCCGAUACGGAUAACGAGGAUGAGCUGAUCCUUCCUACUGUGGAGCUGAAUGAGAAGGAGCCUUUUACAAACAUCAAGAUCUGGCUGGCUGACGGCAAGAGGGUUGUCCAGAAAUUCAACACUUCACAUAGGAUCACCGAUGUCCGAAACUUUCUGGAGAACAUCCCUUGUAAGUCAGGGAAGAUGCCUUUUAAGCUGGCGACCUCCUUCCCACUGUGUGACUUGCUGGACGAGACCAUCACCCUACAGGAAGCCCGGCUGCAGAAUGCCGUACUGGUCCAAAGACUGCAGAAAACCACAGAACCUUUCAGGAACACUUAGUCCGAAACCCCUCGAUACCCGGUGCUAUAGAUCACGGAGAUCCCAAAAUGUAGAGAUUAGUUUUGUUUAGGACUUUUUUUUUCUUGUUAAAUCUGAGAAGCACUGUGAGCAGACUGUACUCCUCCACUGGUGUAGCGGCUUUGGCCAACCUGUUCUGUUUUCAUGAACGUGAGUGAUUGGAUGGAAAAGGAGAACUGAAAUACAUUGCUACACAUGCUCGGACUGCCUCAUUGUAAUCCACUUGCACCCUCUCAGGUUUUCCCCCAAAGAGUGUCAGGCCCGUUUACAACACUCUGACAAGUGCUCUGCUGGCAUUUGCUGACAUUGAUGGCUUUAAAGCGCAGUGCGUAAUCCCGUCUUGUAAUGGUUAAUUAGGAUAGUAGCAACCACUUUGGAAUGCGUUAUGCAGAGCAUGCAAGAAACGUUUAAUCAUUGUUUUAGCGGUGCGAGAUAAUGCAGCUUGGAUCAUGCGCAUUAAGGUGAACCAGGACCUGUUGCCUCCUUACAGUGCAGGCAGCCAUCUUUGUGGGUGGAGCCAAUAUUUGUCAGAAUGUACCAAGGAAGCCGACAGAAAUGUUGCUGCUGCGUUGUAUGUUGGCAACAGGUGGAUGCUUUUUAAGGUAAUAAUUUUAGUCCGUUUUACUAGACAUGAAGGGGUCUAUUCAUGUGAGAAUGCGAUGGUUUGUUUUUACUUACCACCAAACAUCGCAUUCUUACGGGCUGCUUUUUUUUUCAUAUACUUAUCCCAAUUCAUGAUCCUUUGCCGGCUUCCUGAUGCGAUGCGGUAUCUGGUCCCAUAACGAUUCUGUCUUCACUCCUCCUACCGCUACUUGAUUGGCAGUGUUGUGAUUCUGCGCAUGCGCUCCUUAAUUCCAGUCCUCUUCCGUCUUCUGCGCAUGCGCCGGCGGCUUCUGUCCGAGGUGAGACCAAUCAUCUCAGCGGCGCAGGGUAGGUGCAGCCGGCAGUGCGGAGGUGGUGACCAGGCAUAUGCAUAUGUCGGGUCACCUCAGCGGCGGAGUGACUGGGGGGGGGGGCGGAGGUGGACAGGCGGUGGGAGCAAUGCCUCGGGGGAACUGUGACAGCGGCCCAGGCAGUCAGGAGGAGGAGACCCAGCAUAUGCAAAUGUGUAUGCCCUGGGCUCCUGUAAUUGGCUCCUGUCACGGAAGGAGGCGGGGAGAAAGCAGGAAACCGUUGUGCAGGAGACGGAUGUCUUCACUGCUCUUCUCCCUUACAAGCCUCCCUCCGCCAUUCUGAGAUGGUGAUGGGAUUUUGCAAAGCGGAACAGAAAGCUGGGCUUUCCUAUCCUACAUGAAUUGCACUCGCCAUACAAAAGUGUGGUGAUGCGAUUCAGCCACAGAGCAGGGGUGCCGCUGAAGAAGACAGAACCUUCUCCAUGGUAACCCGCUCUGUGAAUUGCAGUAAAUAGAGAAAAGCCCUGUGUACCGCAAAACAGGGCGUUUUCUCUGUUUCAUGAAUAAACCCCUAAAACUGAGUCCUGUACAUUUUAUGUAGCAGAACAGACAUUACCCUCUGGACUUCUGGUUGUUACAUAAAGUACUAGCAGCAUGCUGAGUGCAUUCCCCUUUCUUUCUCUUCUUCAGGGCAUUGUAUAACGGGAAGAAAGAGCCUUUACACCCAGUGACCGUACGCUUCUGCUUCCCCCUCCCCCAGCUCAUGGCCACUUGGCCUGCUAGACAUUACAGAUCACAAGUAAUGUCAGGCCUGCCCCGUGCUGUCGGCUCACGACGAAGGACUGUUCUGCAUACUAACGUCACCUGGUUGCAGUGUGUGUGUUAGCCAAUUAACAUUUUCGGGCUUCGUUUUUAUAUAUCUAUUAAACAUUUUAAGCUAA